AUGGAUUCCCGAAAAGGCGACUCUGAGCACCCGGAAGAGGAGGUCCUACGACUUCGUGCCAAUGUGGUGAGAAGAGGUGAAAAACGGGAUGUGUCUGAACUGGAGGCUCGUCGACAACAGGUAUCUAGAGCCUACAAUCGCAAGCUUGAUGUGAAAGAGAAGAAUAAGCUACGCAGAAAGAAGCGAGAUCAGCGUAUCAGCUCGCGGCUCAAGGCUACCGAGUGGUAUCUUGCCAAACUUGGUCCCAAACCCGGUGAGGGUUCGUCAUUUCCUGCCAUUGUAGCGACACAUCUACCGCCAAAUCAGUGGCCCCAAGGCACGGAUGCGCCAGGACAAGAGCAAUUGGACUAUUUGCUAGGGCGUGUGGACGAUGUGCAAAGCGUGGACUUGAAUCGACUAUAUGGGAUGUUCAGCGAGUGGAAAUCUCUCAGUGAGGAAGAGCUGCGACAUCAAUGGUCUCAGGAAGUCCGGCUUGCUGUGAAACAGCAUUUGGGAAGUACGAGUCUAGCGGAGAUUAGUGGUGCUCGAGAGCUUGUGGAUCGGAAGCAAGAGGAAAUUUUGGCAGGGAGUAGCGAUGUGUUGAACAUGACGCUGGAUUGA
Molecule: messenger RNA, 600 nt
Organism: Candidozyma duobushaemuli
Lineage: Eukaryota; Fungi; Ascomycota; Pichiomycetes; Serinales; Metschnikowiaceae
Exons: 1
Coding region: 1-600 (199 amino acids)
Source: RefSeq, a predicted model, not a curated record